UCCAUUGAAGUUCACUUCGUGAGACGAGGAUAAGAUGACGAUCGAAGAGUUGGAGGCCUUGAAUGUGUUGACGGCAUUGUCACGCCCCUUUUCUUUCCGUCGGCUCAUAAAUUGUCUUGAGCAUGAUGAUUUCGGCUCGAGGGUAUUCGAGAUAAUGGGGAGAAAAGGAUCAGUCCGCAAUUGGUUUCAUGCAUUCGACACUGGCAACGACACUGGCAAGGCGAGUGCUGGACGUUCAGGAACCCCUUCCAAACCCGUUCAAGUCCUCCCGAGCGUGCGGGUGGUGUCGUGUGACGAAGUAGUGGCUGUUGAGGAGCAGCCAUUGGUAAGGAAACGGAAAGGCAAAAUGGUCGACGCCACUGGAGGCGUGCCAAAAAGAAUGAAGGAGACCGCAGAGGAGACAGAUCGUCCCUUUCCGAAGGGCCUGUGGGAUCCUUCUUUCAACUUGAGCCAUAAAAUGGAUUUUAACUUGGAUGAUGCCGAGAAGAAGGUGGUGGAGAGCAUGACCGAACAGCAGAUGGCUGACGACUUGCUAGAGAUGGCGAGUCGAAUAGCUAUGGCGGCUUGGCACAUGGCGUACGCUUCUGAUAGAGGCGUCCUGAGGGCUGAGUUGGAGAAGUCGCGGACGUAACUGAAAGAGAUAGCGGACGCACAUGCCGCCUGUGAACAAAGGCAAAGGCAAUCGGAACAGUUGUUACGUGAAGGACAGGCAUUACUUAACUCUACUCGGGCAGCCGGCUCUGCCUUGAAGAAAGAGAGGGAUGAGCUACGACUAGCACACGAUCAGAUGACAUCCGAAUUGGCACAACUAAGAAAGAUUGUAGUUGCAGUGACCCAAGAAAGAGAUGGCGCGAUUAAGGAGAGGGAUGAAUUGAUUGCCGCGGCCGCUGAAGAUCGAGAGGAAAGAGAAGAAAUGCGCGAAGCGAUAAUGGUGGAGCAUACGAGAGGCUUUAAGAAGGCGCUAAGGCAGGUCGCGCAUCUUCUCCAAGUGUCGACUGAGGGAGUGGCAUUUGACGUGGGUAAAGAUGUAUAUGAGGGUCAGAUGCUGCCUCUAGCGGAGGUUCCGGAAGACGCUUUCCUGGAAGCUGAAGAUGGUGUCGAGCAUGCGACGGUCGCUACGGAAGGUCCUAAUGAAAUGGCCGCUGAGGAGGAGCCAAGCGUUGGGGCGGUGGAAGAAGCUGUUGUCGGAUCUCCAAAUGUUGUAAUAGAUUAAGUUUUUUGAAUUUGGAUGUAAUGAUGAACUUGGUUUGUGUUUUGGCAUGAAUUUGCGAUGACUUUUGAACAUUUGUGAAGAUGAAAUAGAUGACUUUGAACUUUUGAAUUUGGACCUUAUGAUGUGUUGAACGAUCGUCUAAAUGAACGGUCGUCUAGAUCGAAUGUGUUGAUAGGUUUUUAUGAACGAUCAUCUAAGAUGAAAAUCGACUAGGGGAGUAAUGUCCCGAAUUUAUCUGGGUGUUCAAGGGAGAACAUCUGCCAGAGGGAGUGUAUCCCGAAUGUAACUGGGUGUUCGAGAGAGAACAUCUACCAGAGGGAGUGUGUCCCAAAUGUAACUGGGUGUUCGAGAGAGAACAUCUACCAGAGGGAGUGUGUCCCAAAUGUAACUGGAUGUUCGAGAGAGAACAUCUACCGUAGGGAGUGUGUCCCAAAUGUAACUGGGUGUUCGAGAGAGAACAUCUACCAGAGGGAGUGUGUCCCCAAAUGUAAUUGGGUGUUCGAGAGAGAACAUCUACCAGAGAGAGUGUGUCCCAAAUGUAGUUGGGUGUUCCGAUUCGCCAAGGUGCGGACGCUCGCCUGUGAACCUAUAUCCGGCCGAGUACUUGUUUCUAUUUGGCUGCUUGUGAGCGACCAUGCAAUUUGUCGAGCGAAUUCGAAAGAAUUUGAUCCUGGGACUCAACACUUAAGAACAAUAUAAACGGAGAAUAUAUAAAUUAUGAGAAAAAUGAUGUGUUCUGAACAUAAAUGAAUUUUAACUAAAAUAAUAUUUGAGGUGAGUAGCGUUCCAUGUGUUGGGGACGGGUUGUCCAGUGAGGAGCUGGAGGCGGUACGCUCCAUUCAUUAGAUUCUCAACGACGCGAAACGGUCCUUCCCAGUUAGCCGCUAACUUGCCGUGAGCUUUAUUCUUCCCGGCUUCUCCGUGUUUCCGCUUCUUGUUGUUUACGUUGAAUUUCCUGCUGCUCCUGUAUGGUUUGAGCCUGUGGUUUGAUUUGCGCCUGCAGUUGCCUGAUUAGAUCUAAAGUGUUGUUGUCUCCCAUAGCUCUUGUGGUCUUCUUUGGGGAUGUCAAAUCUCGGCCCCACGGUGGGCGCCAAAAUGUUUCAGUAUAAAAGUUGGGACCGAAAUAUGAACCUGGUGAGUCGCAUCCUCUCCUCCUAAGAUGCCUUUAUCUUCACGUCCUUUUCUUAGUCAGCACGUUUCAGGGAGAAUGGGGUGGGUACCUGCGAAGGCACUCCAACGCUCAAGUCAGAAAAAAGGGAAUUGUAGAACUCUUUCAGUUCAAUAAUUGAAGAAAAUCAUAAAUCUCUCCUCCAGAAAAAACGUACCUUUUUCUCUUUUCUGUUUUUCAUAUUUAAACUAAAAAUCCGGUUGGUUACAGAAUAAUGGGAGCUCAAUAAGAACGUUCUCCAAACUCGCUUUGACGAUGCGACAAGAGUUCACAGUUCUUUGCCUAUCGGUUGUUAAGACCAUUAUCAGUAAUGACCAUGCGGGGAGAGAAAAAUGACAGAUGAGUUUCCACACAAUUAGUGAAGUAAUGUACUGCCAAGAGGAGGAAAUUCUUCUAGGCGCGAUCCACCAGAAAAGGGCCGACAAUAUCCAUACCCCAUUGGGCUUAUGGUCAGGGGCUCACAAUAUUAUGUAGCUCGAUCAAUGGCUCAGUCGAUUACGGGCGAGCUGGCUAGAAUUGUCUUCACCCCAAGAAAACAGCCUCACAUUGGUCUCCCACUUGACAGUAGUGUUUUUCUUCAUGGCCUUAAGAACGCACUAUAUUAUCUCAACCAGCUUAGGGAUGAAUUGUGAUAAGGAGGUCAGAGUCAGAUGGCUGACAGGUUGCUACACGGGAAUGCACGAGAGCACGGUUUCCCUUUUCAAAAUUUGUUCUCGGAGGCUUACCAUAGCUAGUGGUAGCAUUUUAGGGAGAGACUUGCAUGAACUCUUGAACCAAGUGUCUUUCCAAGCACUCUGAAAAAGAAAACAGCAUAAUGAAUACGUGAAUGAGAGGGAAAACAAC
Molecule: messenger RNA, 3224 nt
Organism: Vigna angularis (adzuki bean)
Lineage: Eukaryota; Viridiplantae; Streptophyta; Magnoliopsida; Fabales; Fabaceae
Exons: 3
Coding region: 35-631 (198 amino acids)
Source: RefSeq, a predicted model, not a curated record